UCACGUUUUCAGCGCGCGUUUGACACUCGACCCCUCCGCGAAACGAGGGAAGCAGGUGGGUUGGGAGGAAGGGGAGCGGCUGUUCGCUAAACCAAACCUGGUACCGCCGCUAACUAACGUGAUCAGGAGACCRCUGUUGCUGAGCGCWCCUCUGGAAGCAGCAAGGUGGCGGUUUUGGGGCGGCAAGCGAGCUCCAUCGUUGAAAUAAAACUGCGAGGGCGGUGGUUAUGAGGGUGGAGUAGUGAGGGUGUGGCAGCGGAUCGUCGGCAGAUAAGCGCGAGGCCGGGUAAAGAUGUUGGAGACGGACGCCGACCCGGCGGGUGGCGAGGUCGAGGAGGACGUAGAAGCAGACAUGGGCAGCAGAGACUUGAAGGCCGAGGUGAUGCGGCUCACGCUGGAGCUCCAAGAGGCGACGGAGGAAAAGCUGCAGGCCGCUCGGUACGGCCUGGUGGUGUUGGAAGAGAGCGCCGCCCUCAAGAUGAAACACACGCAGCUGGAAGAGGAACACGAAUCCCUGAAGCUGGAGCUGCAGCAGCUCAGAGAGGCUUUUGCAGAUUCUGUGAGCAGCCAGAAGCGUGCAGCUGCUGAUGGAGAGUGUCGGGAAGAGAGUCUGCUGCAGGAGACGGCCUCCAAAGAGGCUGCCAUGGCAACCCGGAUGGAGGAAGUUCAGGCUGAGCUCAAACAGACCCGUCUUACUCUGGGCAACGCCCACGCCGAGCUCGACAGGCUGGGGGGGCUCUCCACCCAGCUUAAGAAGGAAUGUGAAUGUCUGGAAGCGGAGAAGAACCAUUUGAGGGAUGAAAUGAAGGAAUAUAAAGUAYGCGAGCUGCGUCAGCUACAGGACAACGGCGAGCUGGAGGAGGAAAAUAUCUCCUUACAGAAACAAGUGUCUGUGCUAAAGGAAAACCAGGCAGAAAGGGAGAAAUCCAGCCUGGGUAGCAAAGUGGAGGAACUGCAGAUGCAGCUGAUGAUGUCCAAACAGGCUCUAAGUCAGCAGGAGGACAAGGUUGGCACUCUCACUCAGCAGCUGGAAGCAGCGCAAAGUCGUCCGCAUCCAAACCUGGAGGCAGAGGAGAGGAAGAAGGUGGAAACUGGAGAGGACGGCAGUGAAGGCUUCGACUACGAGGUGGACACUAAGAGCAAAGAGGUGCUGGAAGCACGGAUGCGCGCRGCCAGCGAAGAACUCCUGAAGCUGCGAGACGAACUCUCWCAGGCGGGCGCGCGGUACAACACCCUUGAGCAGAGAUACAAGCAGGAGAAGGAGCGAUGGCGGGGCGAGGCCCAGGAGCUGGCCGACAAGAUCCGGCAGUGCAUCAAGUCCAGCAAGCAGGAUCAGGAGCGCAUCGGCGAGCUGGAGAAGGAGAUCGGAGCCACGCGGAAAGUGGCAACCGACUCUGAAGGGCAUCUGAGCGUCGCUCAGGAGGAGCUGUUGGCUUUCUCCGAGGAGCUGUCCAACCUYUACCACCACAUCUGUGUGUGCAACAACAUCACGCCCAAACGGGUCACUCUGGACUACUACCGGGACAGCGCUAGGGGUGGUGGCGGAGGAGGAGUGCGAAGGUCACACCACRUCUUCGCCCAACACAACGCUCAGAAGAAGCCUCGGGCAAACGACAUGUUCAUYUCCAAAGCUGCGGCGCUGCAGUUYAUGGGCGAGGUGGACAGCGCGGGAUCCAGCGCAGACUCGCUGACCUGUCCCGGAUCCCCCACUCUGGAUUUCAGGGACCCRUCCAAUGUGUCCAACCUGGUUGCUGUCAUCCGUUGCCAGAUCAAGCACCUCAGGGUGGCUGUGGAUCUCUGCCGUCAGAGGGGAGCGAUGCCGUACUCUGGGCUCAGCAGCAGCGAGGAGUCGGAGCGGGACACCGAAAGCCUUUUGGAGGAAGUCCUAAAACUCAAAUCCCUUCUCAGCACGAAGAGAGAGCAGAUUGCAACCCUGCGGACUGUCCUGAAGGCAAACAAGCAGACGGCGGAGUUGGCCUUGUCUAAUCUGAAAACCAAGUAUGAGACGGAGAAGAGCAUGGUGUCGGAGACCAUGAUGAAACUGAGGAAUGAGCUCAAAGCCCUGAAGGAGGACGCUGCCACCUUCUCGUCUCUCAGAGUCAUGUUUGCCAGCCGGUGCGAUCAGUAYGUCACCCAGCUGGACGAGAUGCAGAGGCAGCUUGCCGCUGCUGAGGACGAGAAGAAGACUCUUAACUCGCUCCUGCGCAUGGCCAUCCAGCAGAAACUGGCCCUCACUCAGCGUCUGGAGGACCUGGAGGCUCCUCAGGCCCCCCGCAGCCUGAACAGCAGCCCCCGGCGCUCCCGGGCCAAAGAGCUGGCCGCCAAGUCGGGCCGGGCCUCCCGCAGCCCCCGCAGCAGCCCCGGCAGGCCCCAGCUGAGGAGCAGUCCGCGGGCCAGCCCCGUCCUCGGCAGCAGCGUCCCCGCCUCGGCCACCCACCACUUGCGAGCUCUAACCCGAAGUCUCCACACAAGCCCUCGCUGAAACACUCCCACCAUCACUCCAAAACCCCUCUGCUCCAUAAGGACCAGUCUUCAUCUUGUGACUUCCCCUCCACCCGGCUAAUUCCUCCAUCCUCCCUGCUUGACCUGAGACAUCCUGUCCAUCCCAGAUAUGACGCAGCAUUAAUCCGUCUCSACCAUGGAGUGAAAAAAAAAUCUGAAAAGAUAAAAAAAAAGACAGAAAAUCUUCCAUCCCAGCCUCUUGGUGUGGAGAAACCUGCAUGCAUCCCGGAGGAGGAUGAAGAGCCUAACCUGCCGCUCGUUUCUCUCUCUCUUCUCUCAUUGACUGUGUCUGUUUCGUCUUUUUCAACGCGGUAUAUUGUGGUGAACCAUCGACAGUAUUUAUUCUAUAAACAGAACCUUUCUUGUACAGUA
Poecilia reticulata (guppy) is the source of this 2874-nucleotide messenger RNA. The record is from RefSeq and is a predicted model, not a curated record. Lineage: Eukaryota; Metazoa; Chordata; Actinopteri; Cyprinodontiformes; Poeciliidae.